Molecule: messenger RNA, 1053 nt
Organism: Lithohypha guttulata
Lineage: Eukaryota; Fungi; Ascomycota; Eurotiomycetes; Chaetothyriales; Trichomeriaceae
Exons: 5
Coding region: 1-1053 (350 amino acids)
Source: RefSeq, a predicted model, not a curated record
AUGAAUUCUAUCAACAUUGACUGCCGACAGCAGAAACCUCCAAUACGAACAGAGCCUCCCACCAAAGCAUUAGCAGAAUCACUGCCAAAGGCUAUUCAAAGCCAUGAUCAUCCUGCCAAGCCCAACAACAAUACCAACGCCAGCCUGUUCUUCGUGGGCACAGCGACGACUAUACUGGAGUGGGAAGGAUUUCGCCUAAUGACUGAUCCCAACUUCUUGCAUGCCGGCGACCAUGUACACUUGGGUCCAGGAGUGACAGGGACAAGACAGACGAACCCAGCAGUCAACCUGGAAGACCUCCCCCAUAUCGACGCUGUUCUACUCUCCCACUACCAUGCUGACCACUUUGACGAGAAAGUCGAAGAAAGCCUCCGACGAGAUCUCCCCAUCAUCACCACUCCCCAUGCCAAAGACCACCUAGCCAACAAGGGCGACGACUCAUUCACCAACGUCCAAGCCCUCGACUUUUGGGACUCGCUCCGCGUCAACUUCACCACAUCGAAGCAGUCAACAGACAGCAACCUCAAACCACAGAUUCAGAUCACAGGCAUGCCAGGAACACACGUCCCACCAGGUCCCCUCGCAGUCGCCAACGACCUGCUAGGCGCUGUCCCACCAACCAACGGCUGGAUCGUCGAGCUAGGCUAUACUUCCCCGUCAUCGUCCGACUCCUCAUCCAGUGUUGACAGCGACAAAGGCUAUAGGAUCUACAUCUCUGGCGACACACUCAUGUUCGACGACAUCCACAGAAUUCCCGAAAAGUAUAGCUCGCACACCGGUAAGCCGAUCGACCUGAUGCUCAUUCAUCUCGGAGGCACGACGAUUCCAAGCCCUAAAGUGCCGAUCUUGAUGGUGACGAUGGAUGCGAAGCAGGGUAUUGAGAUGAUGAGGUUGAUUGGUGCGGAUGUUACGAUUCCGAUUCAUUACGAUGACUACGAUGUCUUCCUUUCACCACUCUCGGACUUCAAAAAGGCAGUUUCGGAAGCUGGGCUGGAUAAAAAGGUCGUGUAUUUGGAUAGAGGAGAGGAGUACCGGUUUGAAGUCAAGAAGUAA